AUGGUGUUGGCAAGUGAGAGGAUCUUGGAAGUGCCGUUCAGCUUGCUUCUCGAUGCCGGUGCCGCGCUGCGCGCCGAGGACGUCGGCAGCGUGUUUGCAGCGGUCAAGCCCGCGCUCGACGCCGUGGACAACAGGCUGCCCCUCGCUUUGUUCAUGCUGCACGAGCUGCGCAAGCCCGACUCCUUCUGGCGGCCCUACUUUGAUGCUUUGCCCUCGCGGGUGAACCUCCCCAUGUUCUGGGCUGACGAGGAUAUGCAGCUGCUGGCCGGCUCGCCGCUGCAUGCGGCCGUCUUGGCACAGAAGAAGCAAGCGCGCGACUGGCACACUGAGCACAUCGUGCCCAUAGUCCGGAGAUACCCACGGCCAUUCGGUGUGAGCGACGACGAUUCAUCGCUGGAGCCCUCCUACUCCUUGGCCAGGUUCGAGUGGGUGCUGUCCAUGAUCGCCUCGCGGGCGUUUUGGCACUUUGAUCUCAAAGACACGUGGGAACCGCACAUGGUGCCAAUGGCGGACCUCAUCAAUCACUCGCUCACAAACGACAACGUAUCGAAGUACACUUUUGACGACAAGACUCAAACAUUCAUCGUACACGUCCAGCAGCCUUACGCCGAGGGCGAACAGGUGUUCAUCACCUACUGUACAGACUCCAAUUUCGAGCUGCUGAAGACGUACGCCAUGAUGGUGGAGGACAACUAUAACAAAUACACCGAGAUCAGGCUCGACGAGACCACAAUAGCACGAAUCUGCCCGGACGAAGUGGAGCGGCUCACCAAGACGCGUGCACUCACCCAACGAGGACUCGCCAAACAGACGUACCCAGUCAAAAGUGAAGAGUUCCCGCUUGACUUGGUCCAGGCCUUGCGGUUGUACCACCUGCCGCUCACCGACUCGCACACAGAGUCGACGUGUUUCGAAACCGACCCCGUCUCCGUGCAGAAUGAGCUGAUGGUGUACGACACCAUAGCGGGCUGCGUGAAGGAGCUCCUGUCACAGUACCCCAUCACCGCUCAGGAGGACGCGGCUAUGCUGGCGCACGAUCCACGACUUUCAGCUACGGCGCGGCUGGCAGUCGCCUACCGGCGCGAGGACAAGCUGUUCCUGACCGAGGUGGGCAGCGUAUUCGCGGAGAUGCGAAAAGAGCUCGAUGCGUCAGCCGACGCGCCUCCACUCAUCAUGGAGCUCUUCUUCGAUUGCAUCGCCUCCGUUCGAGAACAGCAUUUGGCUUGA
Molecule: messenger RNA, 1227 nt
Organism: Acanthamoeba castellanii str. Neff
Lineage: Eukaryota; Discosea; Longamoebia; Acanthamoebidae
Product: rubisco lsmt substrate-binding protein
Exons: 9
Coding region: 1-1227 (408 amino acids)
Source: RefSeq, a predicted model, not a curated record